UUUAGAAUUUGCAUUUUUUAAACCGCAAUCCCAAAUAUCCAACCAUUUGUUAAUUUUUUUUUUUUCAGGUACACGCAUGGCUUCAAGGAUGUUGUGGGCUUCAAGGGCUGCCUCGUUCCUCAGGGUCUCAGCGUUCCAAAGAGGCUUUGCUUCUGUUGUGGAGGAUUUUAUGUACACGGACACGCAUGAAUGGGUGAAAGUUGAAGGGAAUUCUGCUACUGUUGGUAUAACUGAACAUGCCGAAGAUCAUUUUGGUGAUGUUGUGUAUGUUGAAUUACCGGAAGUGGGGGCCCCUGUAACACAGGACAGCAGCUUUGGUGCAGUUAAGAGUCUCAAGGCUACUCGCGAUAUAUAUUCUCCCCUUUCAGGAAAAGUGCUUGAAGUUAAUGGAGAGCUCACCGACUCUCCUGGUCUGGUUAACACAAGCCCAUAUGAAAAAGGAUGGAUAAUUAAGGUAGAGGUGAGUGACACUGGUGAAUUGAAGAAGUGGAUGGAAGCAGAAGAGUACUACAAGUUAUGUGAAGAGUUGAAGAUCAUGAGGGACACAAGGAUUCGUCGUGAAAGAGCUUGUAGGUGUUUUUUGUCGUGAAAGAACUUGUAGGUGUUUUUUUUUCCAUGGGGGGUUUGUUUCAGGGAUAAUCAUUUGACAAAUCAAGGAAUCCAAAUGGUGCACACUGCACAUUUCUUUCUUUCUUUCUGUUUUUAUCCAAACAUGUGCUUUCACUGCUCUCCAUUUGUUUCUUAAGAAUAAUCAUCAGGGUUUCCACUUUUACCAUUGGUGCUGCUCUGUUAGGUUUGGGGUUUGAGAACUAUUCUAAUUAUAAUGGAAUUAUUUUGUGGAAUACUUUAGAAAGUUGGAAGUUAGCCGUACAAAUUGUGAAA
This is a messenger RNA of Alnus glutinosa, 882 nucleotides long. Its product is annotated as glycine cleavage system H protein 2, mitochondrial-like. The record is from RefSeq and is a predicted model, not a curated record. Gene Ontology annotation, biological process: protein lipoylation; glycine decarboxylation via glycine cleavage system. The transcript has 3 exons. NCBI's taxonomy places the organism in Eukaryota, Viridiplantae, Streptophyta, Magnoliopsida, Fagales, Betulaceae. Gene Ontology annotation, cellular component: mitochondrion; cytoplasm; glycine cleavage complex. Bases 77 to 589 code for a protein of 170 amino acids.